Molecule: messenger RNA, 960 nt
Organism: Brassica napus (rape)
Lineage: Eukaryota; Viridiplantae; Streptophyta; Magnoliopsida; Brassicales; Brassicaceae
Exons: 4
Coding region: 8-784 (258 amino acids)
Source: RefSeq, a predicted model, not a curated record
AACAACAAUGGUAUCUUCUUCUCUUUCCUUUCAUUCCAUCGCCGCCGCCACCGUCAACCCCAUCUAUGCUGUCCGUUCAACCUUCCGCCGCAACAGCCGCCAAUAUUUCUCAACUGGAGUGAGUUGCAGAGGACAGAGUCCUCCUACUAACGAGCCACAGACAACAACAAGUAAAGGAGGAGGCGAGCCGGAGAAUGUUCUGCUCAAAAUCGCUUGGUACGGCUCAGAGCUACUCGGAAUCGCCGCUUCAGCUUUCAGGUCUCCGGCGUCUCCUCCUCCUCCUACUACGACUGAGCAAGACUAUGAGAUUCCGGUUGAUUGUUCGGGACGAGCCGUUCGUGUAGCUGUCGUGGACUCGAUCAAACACGACUUCAAGCGGUCGUAUUUCGUCACAGGGGACUUGACGCCGGCGGUGUACGAGGAGAAGUGUGAGUUCGCUGAUCCAGCUGGUUCCUUCAAGGGACUUGCUCGUUUCAAAAGGAACUGCACUAACUUCGGAUCAUUGAUUGAGAAAUCAAACAUGAAGCUAAUGAAAUGGGAGAACUUCGAGGAGAAAGGAGUUGGGCAUUGGAAGUUUAGCUGUGUCAUGUCGUUUCCAUGGAAACCCAUUCUCUCAGGUAAAAUGAUUAGCUCUGAGCUCAUCAUAUCAAAGUUUUUAUCUUUCUCAAUUACUGAUGUAUGGGCUUAUGCAAGACAUGUGGAGCAUUGGAAUGUCCCUAAGAUUGCUUUGUUCAAGCAACUACUGAGACCUAGCCGUGGACUAAUGGGGACGACACAAAACUAGCAGUGCAGUGGAUGAUGAUGAAUGUUGAAGUCACUUUUUUCUUUCUUUCAGAUUCCACUUUUAAAAACAGUAAAUAUAUGAAAUUUCCCUUCUUUGAAGUUAUAUGGAUACUAUCUGUAAUUAAUCUAUCGAAUAGACAUGCUUUAAGCUCAAUAAUAAGAUCAUAAAGUUAUGAA